AUGGCAGUCCACCAUUUCGAAAACGAUCCCUCCGUCCCGGACACAUUGGGAAAGAGAGAGGGCCAGGAAUGUGAUUCUACUGGUGAGGCUGUAGAAAUAGGCUUCAAUAAUCUUGAAUCAAAACUGGAUACAUAUUUUGGCCAGGUUUUUGGCUGGUUCAAGAGACAAGACGCUUCUCAGGCAACGGUGGAUCGUUUGAAAAGCCAAAAAGCCGACUAUGAAGCUCGAGUCUGUAGUCUCCAAGACCAGCUGAACAGAUAUAAGGAUAAGAACUGGACCCUUCGUAAUGAGGCCGAGAAACUGCGACGAAUGUACUGUGAAAGCCAGGAUGAGGUCGACAAACUGAAGGAAGAGAAAACUAGGCUCAGAAACGUCAUCCUUAAGCAGACUGGAACUGAGAAAAUCUCAGAUGAAGAGAUAAAGAAAAUAUUUACCAGCAUCCGACAGAAAAUCCAAGCAUUUGCUCAUAGCAAAGCCUUUUGUCUGGAGUGGAACGUCAGCGUCCCUUCACCAUGCCACCAUGAGUUGCACAAGUUUUGGGACACUUGGAAUCAUCUCUCUCUUGCUGAUCGUGCUUUUGCAAUGCGAGGGAGAAUAUUCACACUGGUUGUUGACCAUAUCCUUGGGCAGAAUCUCUUCGGCAUCCGUCCAACCAAUCAUCAUGACCUUCAACAAAUUGAGUCUUCACUCCAAGCGCUGGAGGCAUUCAUUUCUUCUUGCAAGGUGCCAGCUGACGCCGUUGUGGAUUGGAGACACGCCACGAUGAAGGCAAUUGAACAGAGCAAAGUCGACCAUAAUUGUACCAGCGAAGUUGAGCCUAUGAUCAUGGGCUAUUUUGCUUGCCUCAUCCGACGAGGUCUAGACUCCGUGACGCUUCAAAAGCUCCAUGAUGAUGUUCAUGAUAUUUGUCAAGAGGCGUACGAACUACGUUUCCUCAUGCGCAAGUCAAAGGACAAUUACACCUGUGAAGGGUAUGGCGAUGGGACAAAUGUCCACGACUGCGAAGCCGCUGUAGAGGUCCACGGAGUGCUGAAUGGAGGUGACGAAUCCAGUCGGGUUGCAUUCACUAUUUGCGGAGCAUUGAUCAAAAGCUCUGAGAAUGGUGAUAUGGACCCUGUCGUGCUGGAGCGUGCGCAUGUUAUUGUCAAGCAUGUUUGA
Molecule: messenger RNA, 1158 nt
Organism: Metarhizium acridum CQMa 102
Lineage: Eukaryota; Fungi; Ascomycota; Sordariomycetes; Hypocreales; Clavicipitaceae
Source: RefSeq, a predicted model, not a curated record